AUGCCUCAACGCGAUCCCAACUCUCCUCAUGCCAUUGCCCGUCGCCAAGCGUGUCGCAACCCGAUAGACAUCUCGUGGAAGCCCAAGGCCGCAAAGCCGCUACCCAUCCCCGCUGAAUCCAGGGCGAUAGACAAGGCGAAAGUCAUGUGCUUCGGUUUGCGGCUUCUCAGAUCCUGCUUUGUGCUUAACACCAAAGGGUACGGCAGAGUUAGCAGAGUCCAGGGAAGCCCUGAACUGUCACAGCUCUCCCUCUCUCUCUCCAGCUCUGAUCCUAGCUCCGUCCGUCAAUCUUCUGCCGUAGCACGGGCAAGCUUCAACCCCGCCUCUCGCAAGUUCCCUCCCGAGGUGAAUCCCGCGCGCCGCGCAACUGCCAGGGGACCUGGCCAGGGCACCAACAGCCUCACAUCUCAUGCCCUUGCCCGAGACCUCUUGACCUCGGAAGGGUGA
Messenger RNA from Sordaria macrospora k-hell, 447 nucleotides. RefSeq lists its product as uncharacterized. The record is from RefSeq and is a predicted model, not a curated record. NCBI's taxonomy places the organism in Eukaryota, Fungi, Ascomycota, Sordariomycetes, Sordariales, Sordariaceae.